AUGGUCUGUAUAAAAAUGGUAAUAGAGUUGGUAGAUGGGAUAUUUAUUGGAAUUGGAAUGGCUAAUAAAAAGAAAAUGUAAGAAAUAAUAUAUAGAAAUGGGGAUGAAAAACAAUGGAGGUGAAUCUUAUGAUAAAGUAGAGGAUGGACUUAAGUUGGGUUAUUGAGUGGAAAUAUCAGAUAGUUCAGGUAUAACUCUUAAGUAACAUACAGUGGUGAAUAGAAAAGAAGUAGUAAAUUUCGUAGAUGGGAUAAAUGGUUAAAUUUCCAUAUUAAAAUAAUUAAAGCUCAAAGAUGUAAAAAUAUGUUCGAUAGCAAUAGAGAUGGUGGAUAAUAUGAUGAAUUAGGGGAUGGGCUUAAGUAAGGUUAUAGGGUGGAAUUAUUAGAAAAAUUCUCUGAUUCUUCAAUAAUUUUCAAUGGCAAAUAUGAAAACGGGAAAAAGUUGGUUAUUGAGAUAUUCAGUAUAGGUUCAGGAGAAACGAUCCAUUUUAUAAAAUGUAAAAUAUUUUGUAGAUGGCAUAGUGGUAGUGGAGAAUAUGAUAAAACAGGCAACUAACAUAAGUAGGGUGAUUGGGUAGAAAUAUCAGAUAAUUUUUCUGAUUCUUUAUAGACUUACAAUGGCAAAUAUAAAAAAGAUAUAAAAGUUAGUAGAUGGGAUUUUACGUAUGAAGGAGAUCAAACGGAAACAAUAUCAUUGAAGGAACUGAAUUACCUUAACUAUAGUGGUGAAUUAGCUCAAAUAUUAAUUAAUUUUUCUUUUGCUUUAAAUAACAUCAUAGUAUUUUCUGUUAAAUAAUGA
This is a messenger RNA of Paramecium octaurelia, 798 nucleotides long. Lineage: Eukaryota; Ciliophora; Oligohymenophorea; Peniculida; Parameciidae. The record is from the annotation of a GenBank genome assembly.